Pelmatolapia mariae (spotted tilapia) is the source of this 7686-nucleotide messenger RNA. RefSeq names its product pleckstrin homology domain-containing family A member 5-like. The record is from RefSeq and is a predicted model, not a curated record. Gene Ontology annotation, molecular function: phosphatidylinositol-5-phosphate binding; phosphatidylinositol-3-phosphate binding; phosphatidylinositol-3,5-bisphosphate binding. The transcript is spliced from 32 exons. NCBI's taxonomy places the organism in Eukaryota, Metazoa, Chordata, Actinopteri, Cichliformes, Cichlidae. The coding region runs from base 13 to 4725 and encodes 1570 amino acids. Gene Ontology annotation, cellular component: cytosol.
UCCAAACUAGACAUGGCGGCGGAUCCUCAGCCGGACUGGCUCUCCUGCCUUCCCUCUUCUUGGAGUUAUGGGGUGACUCGGGAUGGACGCAUAUUCUUCAUUAACGAAGAAGCAAAGAGUACAACCUGGUUGCAUCCAGUUACAGGAGAAGCUGUCAUCACGGGGCACAGAAAAACCCCAGAUUUACCAACAGGAUGGGAGGAAGGAUAUACAUUUGAGGGAGCUCGCUGCUUCAUCAACCACAAUGAGCGAAAGGUGACCUGUAAGCACCCGGUGUCAGGGUUCCCCUCACAAGACAACUGCAUCUUUGUGGUUAAUGAACAUGUGAAUUGUGGAAAGUUUGUCCACCCUGAGAAACCUGUAGAGGCUGUCACCAGAUCGGCUCCCAAGUCUUCGUCGGAACAAGGAAGCAGCAGUGACAAGAAGGAGCGUCCUAUGAGUACCAUGAGUGAAGCGUCAAACUACACAGGUGGCUCCGAUUACAGCACCUUCACUGGCAGCCCAGCCACCACAGUCACUACUGCCAUUACCACUUCCACCUCAUCUACACGGCCUUCUAGGUCUUCCAGAAAAGUCCACAACUUUGGCAAGAGGUCCAAUUCAAUCAAGAGAAACCCCAAUGCCCCAGUGGUGAGGAGCAGCUGGCUUUACAAACAGGACAGUACAGGCAUGAAGCUGUGGAAGAAGAGGUGGUUCGUUCUGUCUGACAUGUGCCUCUUCUACUACCGUGAUGAAAAAGAGGAUAGCAUCCUAGGAAGCAUCCUGUUGCCCAGUUUUCACAUAUCUAUGUUGUCGGUGGAUGACCACAUCAGCAGGAAAUAUGCCUUUAAGGCCACUCACCCCAACAUGCGGACAUAUUACUUCUGCACUGACACAGCCAAAGAGAUGGAGUCCUGGAUGAAAGUCAUGACAGAUGCUGCUCUCGUCCACACUGAACCAGUCAGAAGAACGGACAAGUUGAAAGGGGACCAGCGGAGACCUCAAGAGCUGAACAACCUGCUGAACCACAGAGUCCUCACACGGCCCGAGAUCCAGAACAACGAACGCAAUCGAGAACCUGCGUGUCAACAUUCCCUGUCGCAGGUCGACGACAAAUGGCAAAAAGAUGUUGUGAAACACAAUGACCAGAGGGAGCAAGAGUACUACACCUUACAGAGGGAGGGAGAAAGGUACUCUCUGAAGAAAGAGGGCGUGAGCUACAUGCUGCAGAAGGAUGGAGAUAGGUAUCUCCUGCACAAGGAUGGAGAGAAGUACCUCCUGAGAAAGGAUGGGGAGAAAUACUCGCUGCAGAAAGAUGAAAAAGUGUACACCAUUCACAGAGAUCUGGAGAAGUGCGGCGUUCGUAAGACGGACGAUAAACACGCAGUGACACCGGCUGAGGAAAAGUACGCACCCUCCAAAGAUGGGGAGAAGUAUCUGCUCGCGAAAGACGGAGAAAAGUACGCGCUGCAGAAAGUAGGCGAUCGACACACGCUCCAGAAAGAUGGAAAAAAGUGCCUCUCUCAAAAGGAGGUGAAGAGACAGCUGUCAUUAAAGGAAACUGAAAGGUUCAGCACUAUGAGGGAGAAGGAUAAUAAAUAUGGCACUAUACAAGUUAUGGACAAAUACAGCACUAUGAAAGAAAUUAAGAGAUACAGCUCGUUUCGAGAGGGGGAUAAAUACGCGACUCUGAGGGACGCAGAGAAAUGUGCUACGGUUUGUGAUGGGGAUAAAUACGGCUUUCAGAGAGAUCCGAGCACCGACAGGGCUCUGACCAAAAUCAACAGCAUCAAGCUACAACCAGCCCAGGCCGCCGCCAUCGCAGCUGCAGUGUCUGCGUCUCGUCAGAACCAGGCCAACAUCAGCGCCCAGAAACCUGCACAGGUCAGUGGCUCAGGGUGUGGAACAGGGGAGCAGCAAAGGGACUGCAGCCCCACAGAGGUGGAUGGCAACCUGGCCAGGGUUCCCGUAAAGUCUCCAGCUCUGGUCCAGGAGCCAGAAAAGGGUUUGUCCAGGACCAACUCCAUUCAGCAGCUGGAGCACUGGGUCUAUCCGCAAAGGAGAGGACUGGACAAUAACUCAAAGAGUGUUACAUCGUACCAGACUUUACCAAGAAACAUGCCCAGCCACCGUACCCAGAUUGUACCCCGCUACCCUCAGGGGUACCGCACACUGCCCCGCAACAGCAUGAUGAGGCCUGAAAGCAUUUGCAGUGUGGCAGGCUCGGUAUAUGACCGGGCCCUCCAUCCAGCCUCCACGUCUGCUGUUAGCACAACAGAGAAGAGAAAAUCAAUGAGGGAUGACACAAUGUGGCAGCUCUAUGAGUGGCAGCAGAGGCAGGCCUUCUCCAGGCAAAGUCUGGCUCAGCCACCAGGUGUGGGUCAUUAUGGCACACUGCCCAGCAUUAAGACCAUGGGCAACAUCUCCCAACAUGCCGUGGCGCACUCCAUUCCCACUUCCCCAUCUCAUGGCUCUCUGGCUCUGUACAGCACAUUCUCCCCUUCUCGUCAGCAGGUUGCUCAAAAUCAUAGUAGCUCCCACUCUGAGGUUUCUUCGCCCAUAUUGAGGGGGGACGUGACUCUUGACCGCCGGCACAGGACACACCUUGCGAAGUACGGAUACACACCUGAUCGACGAUCCAUUGCAGUUGGCAUCCCAUCUCAGACUAUCACUCCACAGUCUCUGCAGGGCAAGACGCCGGAGGAGCUGACACUGCUGCUGAUCAAGCUUCGCCGGCAGCAGGCGGAGCUCAACAGCCUGCGGGAACACACAGUAGCUCAGCUAAUGGCCGUUGGUAUGGAAGGGCACAACGCAAAGACUGAUGUUCUCUUCCAUCAUCUCCAGAGGAACCUAAUAUACCUGGAAAGUCAGACGAAGGAGAAUGAGCCUCUAAUCUUCAUGAUUCACACUAUGAUUGAGAACUCUGCACCAAGGCCACAACUCUACCAGCAAAGUUCAGAUGACUACAAAGACAGCGCCUUCGUCCAGCGCCCAGAGGAGGCUGACAUAGAUACCAAGCUGAGCAGACUGUGUGAGCAGGACAAAGCAGUGAGGAUGCAGGAGGAGAAACUGCAGCAGCUACACAGAGAGAAGCACACUCUGGAGACAGCGCUGCUGUCUGCCAGUCAGGAGCUGAGUGAACAGAGUGACUCAAAUGCAGCAGCCACACAGAGCCUGGUCCAACAGAGAGAUGUGCUGCAAAAUGGGCUGCUCAGCACCUGCAGGGAGCUGUCCCGAGUCAGCACUGAGCUAGAGUGCUCCUGGAGGGAGUAUGACCUACUGGAAGCAGAUGUUACUCUGGCCAAAUCCAACCUACUGGAACAGCUGGAGGCCCUGGGCAGCCCACAGACAGAGCCUCCAAGUCAGCGGCACAUUCAGAUCCAGAAAGAGCUGUGGAGGAUCCAGGAUGUGAUGGAGGCGCUGUCCAAGAACAAACCCCCGCGCAGCACAAAUAGCAGUUUUCUUGGUUCAAAGCCGCUCUCCAUUCAGCAAAAGAAUGAGGCAGUCACUCAGCCACUCAGUCCUCCCAAGGAGGGCAACAGCGUACCCCCCCGCCCGCCUCUCCCCCAGUACUACGACUCAUCAGACCGCCCCCCUCAAGUGCCCCCCCACCACUCACACCGUGGUGGCCCCAUGCCCUCCCACACUUAUCGUCCUGAAGACCGCAAAACCGGCACCAGGAAUGGAGCACACAGUCAAGCUCCAGAUUACCGGCUAUAUAAGAGCGAGCCCGAGCUGACCACGGUGAACGAGGAAGUGGACGAGGCCAAUGGUGAAGAGAAGGACAAGGCUGAGACUGAAAGUAAAGACAGCGCAUCAUCCAAAGUGUCCCCGUACCGAGUGGGUGUCAUCCCCCCCAGGACCAAAUCCCCAAUGAGCCCUGCCGAGUCCUCCACUAUUGCCUCCUACGUUACCCUGAGGAAGACCAAGAAAUCUGAAUCCAGAUCUGAUCGUCCCAAAAGUGCAGUGGAUCAAAUAGGAUUUGGGGAGAGAGAGGUGGGCAGAACAAGGAUGAGUGUAGAGGAGCAACUGGAGCGACUAAGAAGAAAUCAGGAGGCCUUGUUGCUCCGUGAGAAAAAGAAAGAAACCCCAACCCGCUCACCGUCCUUCAGCAAAGACAAUCCAUUUCUUAUUCUGCAGAGUCGUAUCCCAGCAGGAGUUGGAGCUGGUGCAGACCCUUUGGAGCUGGAGGCUGCACUGCAGCAGCUGAAGGUGGAGCACAAGGAGCAGAGCAGAGCUUCUGUUGACGCUGCAGGAAACUGCACAGAAAGAACGCUGACUGUUGCAAAGGAGAUGCCCACAGCAGAGGAGGUGAAAAAUUGCAAAUCUGAGGAAGUAAAGCAAGACGGGAACACGGGCCUGAAGAGUGUGGAAGAGCCACAGGUUACGAUGGGCAGAUUAGAUCAUGAGCUGUGUGAGAGUCAAAAGGUGGUGAUCCUGGACUUGGGCACGGAGCCUCAGCGGGUGGAGAUUGUGAACCUUGAGCCCUUCGAGGAUGAUGAAAGCCGAGAGCAAGAUCUGACCAGCUCACCUACAAAUGCCACCACUGAAAACAGCUUCCAGACUGUUGAGCCUGAGACUCCAAGCCCUGAGCCUGAGCUCGAAGAGAUGACACAACCGUCGAGGGGAGAGAAGAACCUCGGGAAGAGCCUGGAUUCAUACAACCAGCUGACAGCAGACAGCAAAAAACACAACAACAGUAUUUUGGCAUCACAGACGUUCACUUUGGUGAGCAGUGACACGUGAGCAAUGGCGGCCUGGACAUCCUCACUGGCGUCCCAUUGAGCUCAAAUGUAGCCAGCCUGCACAGAGCAUGCUCCAUGGCUUCCUGCAUUUACAACGAAAUCUGUUGGCACUAGUGUUACGUGCCAAUACAGAGAUGGAGACUGAGAGGAUGAUGAUUCAGACUGACCGACACCUAGACGACCAGCCAUCAUAUUCAAAGAGGCAGAUAUUCUGUAUCUUUAGUGCUCAUUAGAUCUGCCGGCACAUACUCUGUCCUUAAGCAAAACACAUUCUGUGGAGAUGUCAGCAUAUUCUAGGACUGUAAAAUGGUUUAGUUUAAAAAUUAUGUGGUUUAACUACAAAAUGCCUGAAGAAGCCCAGAAAUUCAUUGCUGUAGUGUUACAAUAAAGCUUUGUUCAGCGUUCAGACAGCUGUGCAAAAUAUGAUUAAAAGCAAAAUGCAAUUCCAACUCCAAAGUUAAAGUACAAGUUAUUAAAUGUUUAAAAGAUUAACUUUGAUUCAAUUCAAUUUUAUUUACAUACCACCAAAUCACAAGUCACCUCAUGAACUGUAUAUAGGAAAGUAAGGACCGUAUAAUUGUGCAAGCACUUGGCAACAGCAGAAAGGAAAAACUCCCCUUUAACAGGAACAAACUUCCAGCAGAACCAGUAUCAGGGAGGUGCAGCCAUUUGCCUUGACUGGUUGUUGAUGUGAGGAAGACGGGAUAAAGAGAGCCAGAGAUGAUAAUUAUUACUAAUGAUUAAAUGCAGAGAGGUGUAUAAACACAGAGUGUUAAAAUACAGGAGCAAACCUGGUCUCAGUUUUUAAUGUUUCACGCAUCUAAUUCAGUAUAUUGAAAACACUGCAUUUCUCAGAUUUAAUGUUUGAUAUGUUGCCUUUGUACUGUUUUUUUAAUUGAAUAAGGCUUUAAAUAAUCAAACAAGUCAAAUUACUUUUUACACAGUGUCCCUGCUUUUUUGGGAAUGUGUUGUAAACAGGAAGGAGUUAACCAGCGACCAGGUGACCAAACCACAGAUGAAAGGUUUGCCUUUUCCAGGCAGAAUGUAGCCACUGCUCUGGUGUAGAUACUUCUGAGUAGCCCUGAAAAACCUAGUGGAGCCUGAUGCUGACUGGAAAGGAUUUAGACCUCACAGGAGACGGAUAGUGUCCAGUCACUUUUAUGGACCAUGUAAUUUAGUUAGCUUCAUAAAAUUUGGAUGGUUUACUGAUAAUGGCUUUGUAAUCUGUGGCACAUGAGCAAUCCAAAGCAUUUCCAUGAUCCAAAAGGCCCACAUAUAGCAGCGUAACAAACCAUUCAUCUUGUAAAUGGAAAUUAUGAUACGUGGCUCCUUCCUAACCUCAGGACAAAUGGCCAGUCCUAACGUAAAGUGUUUGUAAAUGUCUUUGGAAAUAGCUGGAUAAAUCCCUGUAAUCUAGACUCAGACAGAUGUGGUGUAAGGGGGUGAUGGAGAAACCAGUGGACUGUUCUGUUUAGUCUGAGGUUGGCACUAACCCCAUCAAGUAUCUGAAGGGUGUACUCCUGAGUGAGGGGAAACUAAGCUGACAGGCAGAUUGGACUGGACAUUCAGUUUAAGGGUUAAGCUUUUAAUUUAAUCAUCAGUUUUGACAUCAAGCACAUCCAUAUAUAUAUAUAUAAAUAGUUUAUUUGGCUGAGUUCAGGUAACGUGAUAUUUUGCAGUUGCUCACUGUAUUGUGCCUUUUCGUGUUCAUUCGUGUUUUGGAGUGAGAGGCAGUGGAACAUGGGACUGAAAGGAAGGAGGAGAUCCUUCCGAUUUACCAACCCGGUCAUGUUCAAAUCUUCGCCUGUGCUUCCACCUUUGCAGUAGCCAGCUGGUCCAGACAUUGUCUGAAACAAACUCAGAUUAUUCACUUUAACCAUUUUUUAAAGAUUGUACCACUUAUCUGGUAAAAGUGAAAAGAAAAAAAUCUGAAAACUUAAUGUUUUCCUUCCCUUUGUUAUGCUACAGCCAUGUGCUGCCACUAAGGGAGCGUGUUGUUUUUCUCCAAAACACCAUGUAGGAAUAUUUCUGGGCAGGCAAGAAUCUGAGCUAAACCAUUGUACAGUCUCACUUUUAUGUGUGACUUGUUUUGGAUAUAAUGUAGCCUCAUAAAACUGUGUUGCCAAAUACAUACACGUGUACAGAGCUUUUGAUACCUUACUAAGUGCUAAAGUCAUCCUAACAUAACUAUUAAAAUAACAGUUAUCUAUAGUUCUGGUGGAUGGGAUAUUAGCUGUUCCUGAGUUGCUAGAGAUGAGUGUACAGCUGUAUAUAUGAGCAUCUGAGAAGCCUCAUCACAGAUGGCACCAAACGACACAGACGCAGUGCUUUACUUUAACCCCAAGUGGCCGCUAAUCUUUAACCUGCUCGGAUCUGGAUCCUUUGGUUGAUUUCAAACUGGAGGGAUCCCACAUCUUUUACACCUGCAAAAUAACAGAUUAGCCUUCAUUUUAAUAUAAGUAUAUCCAUAUAUUAUAUGAAUAUUAAGCUGUUUUUUACUUUAACAAGGUGCCACAUCAUGCUGCUGUUUUUUUUUUUUUUACAGAUUAAGGUAUGAAGUUAGGAUUAUUUAUGUUGAGCAGAUGGUUUGAAUACCCUGACGUGCUUGCAAAGUCACACAUAAUAUGCGAAUGAGUUGAAUUUGAAGUCUACUUUAUCAGUUUGUGUCUCUUUGUUUUUCCUCACUUUGGUUUGUAUCAGUUAGAAAAUACACAUAAAAAGGAUUCUUAGUUUGACUCUGUCCUAGGUGGUGGAAACUCAGAAAAUGGCACAUGUACAAAGCAAUAAAUAGGUAUUUGAAGCCCCAGGACAUUAAAAAAGUAAGAGAUAAAUAAACUGUAAAAAAAAAAAAAUUAAGAUAAGAUAGAAAAAUUUAUGUACACAGUGAAAAAAGAAGAGUGAAUAUUAUAAGUAUAAGAAAUUAUUAUUAUUAAUAUUAGAGUCAAUAUGCAAAACAUUCAUA